AUGGCGCCGCCUCUGGGCAGUGCCUCAAGCAGCUCCGGAGCCGGUGUCUUCACCCCCUCGUCUUCCUCCAACAGUCACGCAUCGGCCGCUGGCUCAAACAACAGUAACGCAUCAUCGGGCCAAUCCCGUAAGCCUUCAUACCUGAUGGCAUCAUACGUAGCCCAGCCUGCAACCGAAGAUGGCUCGCCGUACGGACGGCUUGUUGGUCAGCCACGAGGCGAAGCCGACCGCGUCGAGUUCUACACGGCCCGUGCUCAACAAACCGUGGACAAGCUUGGCCGGCGGAUCUCGAAAGCCCGAUAG
Molecule: messenger RNA, 303 nt
Organism: Chaetomium globosum CBS 148.51
Lineage: Eukaryota; Fungi; Ascomycota; Sordariomycetes; Sordariales; Chaetomiaceae
Exons: 2
Coding region: 1-303 (100 amino acids)
Source: RefSeq, a predicted model, not a curated record